CGCGUGGUGCGGAGGGGUCGCCCUCUGUGCCCGGCUGUGGGUCGGGCAGGGGCCGUGCCUGCAGGGUGCGUGCAGCGGUGGGGAUGCGGCCGUGGUGUGUGUGGCCUGCCUGCCGCCUGCAAGCUGCUCGUGGCUCGAGAAGUGCUGAAUGGAGGGGGCUGUCCUGUUCCCUUCUGCAAUGGCCAUAGUUUUUUUUUUUUUUUGUUAAGCUCAGCCUUAGCGAUAAGGCUCCAAACGCGGCUUUAGCCACAGUUUCCUAGCGAUGGAGUAGCGUGUGUGGAGAUAAACAAAUAAAACCCCUUGAGAACUGAUCAGGCUCUGUGUACUGAGUUCGUCUUUUCCUCACUUGAGCUGGAGCAGUUGCUGUGGAGACUGUCAGCUGCCUUCGUGCUUGCUCUUAUCAGGAAAGUCCUCACGAAACUGAAACGCCUGUGUUCUAACAGGGAAGGCGGAUGCUGAGCGUUGACGUUUUCCUUGGUGCAAAAGAUGUUUUAAUCUGUCUAGGUGGACUCAAAGUAACAAUAAAAAACAAAAAAAGGCAACCAGUAAUUCUCAGUCAGGUUUCAAGAUACUAAUGGCACACUCAUCCAGUGAUUCAGAUGACUUUCUUAGGAGUCGAAUAAGAAGGCGGCCACCUUUGAGGGCAUCCCUCAACAGAACUCGGAACGAUGGUGCUGAAGAAGUUACAGAGAAGAUACAUACUUUAGCAAGCACUUUACAGGAUACCAACAGAAAUCUGAGACAUGUUGACCAUUUACUAGGACAAUACAGAGAAUACAACAAGGAACAAACGGAAGCAAUAGCAACUUUAAAAGAAACGCUGGAACAGUCUAUAGGUCAGUUAAGGAGUCAAAGAUUAAACCGAAGCUCUGGAAUGAGAAGUGCUUCUCUCUCAAGCUUGUACCCUAGUGAUCUGGAUGGAGAAGCAGUUUCAGGGAACCGCCACUUCCUGCCUACUUCUCCUCUCAGGGAUUAUGGAGACUCACAGGACAGUAGACAUCGAAGAUCUAGAUCUGCAAGUGUUCGAUUCGUCAAUGAGGCAGACAAUUUGGACCAGCUGCAUUCUUUCCACCAGUCUCUUCGAGAUCUCAGUAGUGAACAAGUUCGUCUAGGAGAUGACAUCAGUCGGGAGCUUUCAAGAAGAAACCGGACUGAUGCAGAAAUGAGAAAAACUCUAGCAGAAUUGUCUGAAAAGCUUACUGAGUCCCAAAGACAAGAAACGGUGUCAGCCCGGGUAGAAAGAAGACUUCAGGAGAUAGAACAAGAAAUGCAUGCUGAAAGACAGCUUGUAGAAAGGCGCCAGGACCAACUGGGACAGAUGUCUAUUCAAUUACAAGAGGCUUUAAAGAAACGAGAUGCUAAAGCAGCUGAAACAGAAGAGCUCAUGAAAAGUAAACUCGAGAAAUAUGAAAGUGAAAAGAAACGACUUGAGCAAGAAUUGGAGCAGUCCCGGAAAAAGUUGAAUCAUUCAGAAGGCAGUAGAGAAGCUCUUUUGCAUCAGAUUGAAGAUCUUCGUUCGCAACUUUUGAGAGCAGAAGAAGAUCGUGUAGAGUUGCAACAUCAAAUUUCACGUGUUGCUAUGCACCGCCAGAGCUCCCAGGAUGUGCAAGAAGAUGAAAGGAGAAUUAGAACAGUUGCUGAAAGAUAUGAGAAAGAAAAGCAAGAACUGGAGAAAUAUAUUUUGGAGCUUAAAGCAAAGCUGAAUCAUAAUGCAGUAAUGUCAGAGGUGGAAGAGUUAAAGAAAUGCAUAGAGCGUAAGGACAAGGAGAAGGCACAGCUUGUAACACACAUAGAGGUGUUAACAUCUGACCUGGAAAACAGGGAGAAGCAACAGCAAAAAAUGCUAGACCAGCUAAAGGAAAUACAGAGUUGCUACAAGGCAUGUGAGAAUGGACGUAGGCAAACUGAACUCCAUUCGGCUGAGUUAGCUCAACAAGUUGAAGAGAGUACCAAGGAAGCAGAACGAUACCUCACUGAAUUCAGGCAUUCAGAGGCACUCAGGCUAGAGACUGAGAAAAAAAGAGAAGAUUUGAAGGUGAGAGCACAGGAAGCCAUCCGACAAUGGAAGUUGAAAUGUAAGAAACUAGAUUAUGAGGUGGAAAAACAAAAUGAAACUAUCAAUGAACUGAUGGACAAGAAUAAUCAGAUCCUCAAAGAAAAGGAUGACCUCAGAAGUCAACUUCUCUCUGCUAUACACCAAAUAGAAAACCUUCGGAAAGAGCUGAAUGAUGUACUUACAAAGAGGGCCCAGCAGGAAGAACAACUUCAUUGCAAAGAAGUAAAACUGAAUGAAAUGAAAUCGCAACAGUUGUGCCUUGAAGAAGAGAUUAAAGAAUUUCAAGGUACUGUAAAUAAAUUGGAGGAUGAAUUGAAAAAGCAAGUCUGUCUACAAAAUCAAAUGCAAGCUGAGAAGGAACACUUGGAGCAAGAACUUGCAACUAGUAACUCAAUUCAUGAAAAAGACCAGGAAAGACUCUUAGAAAUGCAAGCAGAUAUAAAAAAUCUGAGUGCCAUACGUGUGGAACUAACAAAUAGAAUAGCAGAAGAAGAGAAAGUCAAAAAAGAACUACAUAAAAGCCUCUCAGAUUUCCAGAAACAACAGGACUCUAAGCAUGAAGAGAUGACUUCAGCUAACAGGCAGUUGAAGAUGGAAAGAGAGGUUCACCAACAGGAGUUAGCAGAUCUUCGAUCAGAGUUACAGAAUGUUAAAAUCAAGCACGAACGAAACAUUCAAGAGCUCAUGAAACUCCUUAAACAAGAAAAGGAUGAUGCAGAUGCUCAGAUUAGAAUGCUAAAGAUGGAACUUGUAGAAGAGAAAAGCACAGUCAAGACUCAGUGUCGACAACUGGAGAAGAUAAAAAUUGAAUGUGAUAAAUUGACAGAAGAAUUAACCCAAAGUGAAGAAGAAAAUAUAAAACUCAGGCGAAAAUAUGAGUUUGUAAAACAAGAACUGGAGAAAAAGAAUAAACAGAUCAGUUAUGAAGAAGAUCAUUUGAGAAGAAUGGAUGAGGCCAGACUGCAGUUUAAGGAUCAGCUGCAUCAUUUAGAAAUGGAACAGAAAUCCAUUCUCACCAUGAUAGGAAGUGAAAUUGAUGCUGCUUGUGAAAUUUUUUCUCGGGACUCCAUGGAGAAAUUCAAAGCAAUAUCACUUAUACCAACGGUGCUGAAUGAUCCUCAUCGCUGGUUUGCAGAAACAAAGACUAAACUUCAGUGGCUGUGUGAGGAGGUGAAGGAGAGAGAAAGUAAGGAAAAAAAGCUGCGAUGCUACUUAUUGCAGAGCCGCGAACAGCUUAAGCACUUUACACAGAUGAAGGAGUCUGAACAUCAGUCUCUCUUUAAACAGAUAAAAAAGCAAGAACAACUUUUGGAAGAAGUUCACAGAGAGAAGAGAGAGCUAUUAGAGAAGACACUCAGAAGAGAGGAAGAAAUGGGAGCUCUCCAGGAGCGAAUUAUGUCCUUAGAAAUGAGUACUCGAGUUGCUUUAGACCAUCUGGAGUCUGUUCCUGAGAAACUAAGCCUGUUAGAAGAUUUCAAAGAUACUGGAGAGUCUCACUGCCGAAGGGAAAAGAUUGAGGAAAGGUAUACAAAGUAUAAAGAAAUUGUGAGUUCUCUGCAGCAGCAGCUGGAAGAUUCAAAACAAAGAAUCCAACAAUUCAAGGAUGUCAAAAUGGAUGCUGACAUUUCUGAUAUACAAGUCGCUGCUCCCUCUUCUAGUUGGCGAACUCAAAACAGUUUUUUGUCCACCUCACUGCUCUCAGAAUCAGGUUCACAUUUGAAAAGAAUGGUUCCUUUUGAUACAAGUGCCACCAAGGAAGAUUCCAUUAAUGUUGCUGUCAAUGAAAUGAAGCUGCAAGCAGAAAGAGGGAAGCAGUAGAACAUUGUACAAAAAUGCAAAAGCUUUCUCUGUGGUAAAUUCCAUCCCACUUUCACUCUUUUUGAGCAGUAGUAAUUUCAUCUGCUGUAGGAGGAUAUACCCUUAAUGACUGAGCAAUUGCCAAACCAUUAAGUGGAAGAGCCCCAAGAACAAGUCUAAUGGGCUCCUGUUAUAAUUUAUGUAACUUGUGCACCAAAGUUUUUUGGGGACUAUGGUAUCCUCUUGCAUUUGUUUCUGCAGUCCUAAACUGAUUUUAUUGUAUCCCUUAAAUAUUAAGAAAUGAAAGAACUGUGAUGUUAAUCUUUGCUAUGAGCGUAUUUACCCCUACACAGGAAUAGUGUGGAUAUUUGUUUUUGAUAAGAUUUAAUAACACUAUUAAUAAUCAAAAAAAAUAUUCAGAAAUUACUUUGUCUUGAUAUUUAUUAAAAGAGUCAUUAUGCACUGUUGUAUAGACACAUUUAUGAUUUCAGGUUCUUCAAUUUUCAACAAUCAUUUAAGGAAAAAGCAAUAAAUAUUGAACAAAAAGAAAUUUCCUCAAAAUCAGUGGAACUUGAUAUGAUGAUUUCAGGUUCAGCAUAUGUCACUUGUGUCACUCUUUAGUGCUAUUCUUCUGAUCAGAAUAGAUUUGGCAAAUCUGACCUUGUGGAGCCUAUGGUGAGGCAUUUAACAGCACCAGCAUUUCACCCAUCUGUAUGAAGCACAUUGAAGGGCACUGCCAUGUGGCUGUGAAAAUUUUAAUAACAAUGUUUAACGAUCACUUAUUUAUUCUGUUUUCUACUCUAUUAGAAGAGACAUCAUACUGAAUUUAAAAUGUCAUGAAAAUACGAUACUGUACCAUUGCAUUCAUUUGGAUGUCUCUAUUUUAAACAGAUAAGGUACAAUUCUGCAUUACUGUGAUCUCAAACAGCACAUUGCAGCAGAAUCUUUUGCUGUCAGAAGAAAUGCUAGUGUUUCUGAUGGUCCUGGUUUUAUUACCCUUCCUCAGUGCUUCUGGUUGAAUCACUACUGAUGUGCCUUAAAAAUCCCUGCCAAAUCUAUCAGAGUACUGUAGCGACAUGAACACCAUUACAACAAUUCUGGUUUGUAUGCUUUUUCAUACUUAAGAAGUGUUUCUCUGAAACAGUAUAUUUUUUAGCACUGUAGAUGCUCAGGUCAUUAUGUGCCACCUGAAAAUAGGAUCUUUUUAUCUUUUUAAGUUUCUGAAGUCCCACUUGACAGACAGAAUGUAUAUGUAUUCAGCCUGUUUCAAACAGAACUUCUUGCUGGGAACACUAAAAUUGGACAAGAAAAUUUUGAAGUAAUUUUGCUUUUUUUUUUUUCUAUACAACUUUUUUUUUUCUAUCAUAGUUUAAAACAUUUUUUUUACCUUCUGUAUGUGUAUAAUGCUAUGCAUUGUAGUGCUGGCAUUGGCUUUUUGCAGACUUCUGGCACAUCUGUUAAUUCAGAAGGUCAGGAAAGCAAAACAGGCACAUCCAUCUUUUCUGAUCUCAACAGCAAUGACAAGGCCAGGACAAAAAUAAAAACAAAUAAUCUAUUUUGGAGAAGGCAAGACAAACAGAAACCUGUUUGUGUCAUGGUCAACAAAGAGUGUGGAAGUCAUGAAGCAGUGCUUAGCUCAGGCCACAGUUACCAUAAACUAAACUUACUUUAAGUGUAUCCAACAUUUGUAAUUUAUUCUUUUUUUUUUAAUUAGAUCAGAGCACAGGUGGAAAUAGAGUGUUUAAAAUAUUUUAACUGGUUUGGUGAAAUAUUAGAAAAUUGCAAAAUAAAAUGUCACCAGCUUGCAGACUUUAUGGCACCUAAAAAUAUGGCUAAAAAUAUAGAAAGGUAAUAUUAAAAUAUACUAUACAACAGUAAAUCAUGCUCUCAAAUUACAUCAUGUUCAAAUGAGUCUGAUGCAUGGAUUGCUGAUGAAUUAAGUGUAUGCCCAACCCACUUUACUGAAGCUGAAAUAGAUUUUGAACUAAAGCACCUGUUGGUAAAUGAAUGGUGGUCUAAGAGUCUCAGAUGAGAAGCAAUAUGAAAAAUAUCAUCCUCUCUUUUCCUUAAGUAAUUUGUAAAAAAUCUGGAUAUUCAUUGCUCUUACCAUUUUAUGUAUUUAUACAUUCUUUCCUCACUUGUAACUCAGAAAUCUGAAUUUUUUUCUUAAAACUACUAAUAUCACUACUACUUUGUAGCAUUUGACAACUACGGAUAAGCAUUCUGCACUCCCUCACUACUGCAUAAAGUAUUAAACCAUUUUUUAACAAGGCAGGACAGAAAUGACUGCUAGGUGAAUAAAUUCAGUAUGUUCAGUGCUUAGUAUAUUUGCCUGUGGCUGUGUGACUGGGUUUACAGUAGAGUUUUCUUUCCUUUUUAAAAUUUUCUAAAAGGAAUAGAAGGGAAGAAACCAAACCACACAAACACACAGGCACAUACGCACACACACAAAAAGAGGAAUUUUUAAUGAGGAAGCUUAUAGUUUCCAAAGCCAGGAAAUUGUUUCUUAAAUUUAUCCUCUUGGCCUGGCAAUCCAGAUAUCAUGUAAUAUUUGCCUCUCUUCCACCUUUGAUAGAGGUUCAUAUUAUGAAGGAAUUUUGUUUCCUUUUUACUGAAGGCUAAAGUUCCAUUCAUGACAUUAUAUGAAACUGUCCCUUUGUGGUUUAAGAAAUAAUAUUUUUUCCAUAUUGGGCUGAAAUAAUAUUCCUCUGACCAGUUGCAGUUUUUUAAAGUAGAAAACCAGAUCAUUUUUGUAUAAAGCAUAUAGUAUAUUUCAUAUCUUAAAAAAUUAUUGUCCUUUCUGGUUAUCAGAAUUGAUGUUAACCUGUUCCUUUGUUUUUGCCUAAAACAGUAAUUUUCAAUAAUGAAAACAUGGGGUAACCCCAACUAAAUUGGUGUUUGAUUUUUAUUCCAGUCAGUAUUUAGUAAAUGAUGUAACUUUGUAUAUAUGUACUAAUUAAUGGAUAUGACAAGCUAAUAGAAGGCAUCUAUGUUUUUAAUGCUGUCCUGGAAUACAGUGGUUCAAUAUAAGGCUUUCAGAAAUGCAUCAAAUAAUUAUCACUACAGUAAACUUUACAUUUUGUAAUGUCUUUCAGUUUUUUAAUGAUGUACAGCAGACUUAAAAGUGCUUAUUUUUAAGUACUUUUGAGAAGAUAAUUGCUAAAUAUUUAAAAGAAUUUAUUUUUAUUAUGUAAUUGUUAUCCUAAGAAAAAACUUCAAAAUAAAAGUAGAAGGAGGCAGUGUUUGUCCCUUGUGGAGUGAAGUGGAGCAGGACUAAAUUAUGAUAUAAAACAAAGCAUUUUUCUUACAUGUCUCAAAAUUUUCAGAGAAGCCAACGUUCAGUGAUGGUGAAAGUACUCCUUAAAUAAUUAGACCUCAGCCACAUUACUAGUCCUGUUUCAGCUAUCUCACCAAUAUCAAUAAAGAAGAUAAAAUUCCUUAGAACAAAGGAAAUACUAUUCUUAUAUUUUCUAAAGUCCAUUUGUUUGAGCUAAGGAAUUUGCAUAUCAGUUCAUCUCUGGCUUACAAGGCAUGGCAUCUACACUGUAUAGCACCGAAUGGACUUUUCAUGAAUAAAAAUGCUAUUACAGUAAAGAACUGUGUAUUUUUGUAAUACAGAUACCAUUUUUAUUGCUGCAAAUCUGUAGUUUAAGACCUGAAUACAUUCUCAUACCUAUAAUAUUCAGAAUUCAUUCAUUCUUAGACUUCUGUAGACUACAUGUUACACUGAAAUUUUACCAUGGUUCUCUAAAACUGCAUUACUAACAAAUUUAUAUGUCUUUAAGCCCUACCCCACAGAAGUAAUUGAUACUGAAGUUAGUGAGAGCUGCAGGUCAGUAUCUGGGGUUGCAUAUAGAGAAAACCUAGUAAUACAAGGAAUGGGAAGCAGCUUAUGAUUUAAAUUUCAGAACACUUUUGUUCUUGGUGUUUUAAUUUAAGAACUGCUUUAGCACUGGUAUCUGCAUCUAUAUAAAAGCAAUCUUUAAGUAAGAUCCCAUCUCGGAUGAAUUAUUUUCUUUACAUAUCAAAAUAUUUUCCACUCUAGCUCAACUCAUGUCAACCUCUUACUGUAAGCAUUAGGAGCUGUUAGGAGUUUUAUUUCUUUACUAUGUAAAGAACUAAAUUAGAUUUUAAAUCUGAAAAACAUAUUAGUAGUGUAUACAGAAGUACAGCAGGGCAGAAUCUGAUAACCUUGGUCUUUCAAAAAUCUGAACAUAAUGCCUCUGGGAAUGUUGACAACAAAAAUGAAAGAGGUUACUGUGGUUAAAAUAAAGCAACUUCCAGCAUUUAUCAUUUGUACUAACAACAAUAGCAGUCGUGUUUCCAAAGCUGAAGUUGCAAAUCUGCCAUUACUUAGCCUGUAGGAAUGAGCCUUUUUUUUCUUGCCAUAAUAGUGGUAAAAUCUGAAAUAUCAUAUGCCUUCAGAAAAUAUGCAGUGACAUAUUUUUAAAUUUUUCAUCAUUUUAUUUAAGCAUCUGUGUGGUACUAUUUCAAACUAAAUAAUCUUGGAACCUGAUUAUAACAUGCUUUCAUUAAAAUAUUAUAUUUAAGUACAGAAACUGUAUAAAUAAACCUCUAUUAAGAUUAAUUCUGCUAUCUUUAUUUAGGCAAAUGGCUCCUUAGUUGGUGUUUUGCUUGAAUAAGUACAGGAAUUUUUCCUUUGUUUUAUUUUUAUAUGUUGUCAGACCAGAAUUAUUUUUAUCUUGGACUGUUUUUCUCGUCUGUCAUCUACAUGUCAGAAUACAUAUCAUAAUUUCUGCACUUACUCCACAUUAACAGUUUGGUAGUUCAUAUGCUCAGGGAAUUACAGUAAUUAUGAAGGCACUUGUUGUCUAUAACAUCUUUUUUCCUGUAAAUUCUGCCACUCUUACUUGUUUGCCAGAAUAAAGCUUACUUGGUAAACUAUUAUCAGAUCACAAGUCUAAUUUUAGAGUUUAUCCCACGGGCAAAAGCAAAUUUGUCUUACUAGGUUUGUUGAGAUUUUUCUAAAUGUUAUCAUUCAUUUUACUAUCAGUCUGUAGUGGAAAAUAGCGGAAGAUAAACAUUACUGUGGUAAUCCUGAAAUAUUAUUAAUUCCAGGCAGAAAAAAAAGGCCUAAAAAGGCCUACAGACUAGUGCAGAUCUGCCUAAGUACAGUGUAGAACCACAAACUCUCAUAUUACAAAGAAUUUUUCUUCAGUAUGUCAGUAUUAUUACUGACCCUCAGUACCCUCAGUAGAAACAGUUGCUGAUAUCUAAAAUAUUUUUGAGAAGCAAUACUAAAGUUUGCUAAAGGAGAUCACACAGUAUCAUUCUGCAAAUGUGGAUUUCUGUGUCACGCACAUUGUUAAGUAAGCAUUAAACUGGGAAGUCAGCCUAAUUUAUGUACUGGCAUUAGGCUAUUCACAGAAACCACCAGUGACCCAGUUUUGGACUUACUGUGGAAAAUGAUGAAGAUGAGCUGUGUUUUACUGUUGGCCAAGAGAACAGUUUGCAUCUGUGGAAUAACCUAUUUUGUAUAUGCAGCUAAGUGAGUGCACCAUUUUUAGCGAGGCCUUCGCAGCCAGGUCCAGCACUGACAACACAAUCUCAUCCAAACAGCUGCAACCAUGAAGACAUCGUGUAGCUGGCAGAAUUUUUGUUGUAUGUUUUGACUAAGAGAAUGUCAGUAAAUCCAUCAGAAACCAUGGAGUUGUUUGUUUUGUCUUCACCAGAGAGGUCUCUGGUGAAGUCAUAAAGCUAAAAACCGCAGAAUCCAUAGUGUGAGAUGCAUCAGUAGGCUCUCCAGCCAUGGAAUUUGGAUCUGUUAGCAUGCUGUCCACUGUAUGAUUAGAGAUCCGUAUGUUAAUGAAGCACUGAUCAGAAAAGUUGGUUUUUUUUUUUUUUUUUUUGAGUGGAUUUUUCUUGUAAAAUAAAAAUAUCUUUGUGAAAGCAGGAAAUAAUGUCUCAGUCAAGAAACACUUUGUUUUUCCAGAAUGCAAGUACUUUCUUAAAUUGUAGUUACUGCCUUUUAUAGACUACCUUUCUAGCCCCUGAAUAUAUUACUCAACAGGCAUCAGUCCCAUCUCAUAUCAUCUUUUACUGUAAGAGACUCACAUUGUCUUAGACUUGAUUAUACUUUGUGCAAUUCUCUUAUAUGCAGUGCACUGGAAAAAAGUGACAAAUAGGCAUUUAGACAGUAGGUAAUGUAAGAGCGUUCAUGCUGUGUAACACUGUUUUUGAAGGUGAUUCACUUUUGAAGCUGAAAUUUAUAAAUUUGCUUAUUAGCAAAUGCUUUUUUUUUGGUAUUGUUUGUUUGUUUUCCCCUGGGAGUAUGUGAGGAAAAAAAAAAAAGUCAUUUUGGGGUUCUGGAAUAUUUUAUCAUUUUAUGCUGCCAGUUCCUGUUUAGUUUAGAGAUGAAUAAAAAAGCAGCUAAUCCCAAUACCACAUAACAAGCUCUCCUAAUUAAGUUAAUUUUGAGUAAUUUUCAUUCAGAUCUUUUGUUUUUAUUUAAUUCAAAUUAAACAAUGCUUUUCACAUUUAGUAUUCUAAAAGUGAAACAAAAUGAAUCUUGUGAUUUGGCAUUUCAGCUGGGAAAUUCUUAAGCUCAGGUUGCCCAGGCAUCCAACACAUGUGACAGUGGACAUGUUACAUUGCAUUUCCUAGUCCACACAUCCUAGUGUUGCUGCUGCAGUAUGUUGUAAAGUGACUGCACAACAUCUUGGAAUUCCACUGAGUUAGAUGUGUGCAGGAUGCUCUGUACUGGUAUAAUGUCAGAAAGGUCAGAUACCUCUAAACCUCCUAUCUGUUAAUGUAAUGGAAAUAGGCCUAAUGGAAUGAAAUUCCUUGGCAAACAAUUAUUUCCUGACAUAAAGUCCCUGAAAGACUUUUGCUAGUAGUUCAGCAAGGAGUCUAGCUCCUGAUUUAAUAAAAAAAACGGCUACCUGACCACAUUCCUAUAUACAUUCAACUCUCAGCAGAGUAUUAGGAACAUCUGUGUGAAAAAAUGUGUGUCUGUCUUUUCUUUGUUAAAUAUACAUCCUAUUUAUUCUGUCUCAUAGAUUUGUUUCUGUGUGUCUGUAGAAACAUACGGUUAUUUUUCAUCCCUCAAAAAUAUAAUAGAAAGGCAGCUUAGUGAAUCUGACAUUGCUGAAGUAACCAGUUUCUUCCAUAUUUGAUUUCCAAAGUGUAAAGGUGUGUUGAGACUUGCAAUAGCUGUGUAGACAUCAAGUAUAGUCCUGUUCACAUAAUUAUAUAUCUUAUAGUCAUAGACAUGCGUAAACAUUUAUGAUCAUACACUGUAAAACUUUAUUGGCCUAAAAGAAAACUAAUCCUUUGUGCAUCGAAAUCCAGAUCUCAUUGAAGUUAGCAGAGGCCUUCUUGCUAAUAUCACUGGAGUUAGCAUUUCAUGAUGAGCUUGAAGAAAGAAGGAAAAAUAUUCUCAACCUAUAUUUCACUGCAUUUUGGAGGUCUCCAAGUCCACUAUAUGUGUUGGUCCAGUGAGCAAACAAAUACAUACUAAAAAAAUCCAUCUUAUGAAAAUAUCUUCUUAGCAGACUGUAAGUAUUUGGAAUAAUUACACACUAUCGCUUUUCUUUAAAUAAGAAUUUUUCUCAAAAAAAAAAUAAAAUCUCAGAAAUAAGAUUUGGGGUUCAAUUGGGCUCUUGUACUAAAGUACUAUUAUUUUUCAAGAAGACUAAAAAUAAAUUAUAUAAUGAAAACCACUGUACUUCUAAAUGGCUUUAAUAUAAAAUUAUGAAAUUUGAGAAAUUCAGAAAAAUGUUUGUUGUUAAUGUGGGAUACCACAGCUUUUUCAAAAUAAUAAUUAAACCUUAAAGGAGGGAUAGUUCAUCUCUUUAAGAUGUAUCAGCUAUAUUUCACAACACUCACCGCUACGUGUUUUGUUUCACAUCAGGUUUUCAACAAAAAACAGUACUUCAAAAAAUACCUAAAGUUAAAAUUUUCAUAUUUGUAGGCAGAAACUAAUUAUAUCUUACAUCUAAAGAGCAACUUUAUUGCUAGACCUUCAUUUAUUUAUUUUGAAAAAUGAGACUUCUGAAAUAAAAACAAUUUUGUCUAUUUUUCAGAUAUUCUCUAACUUUUGCAGCAAGUCUUUCAACAUUUGGCUAUAUGAUAGCUGUGAUACCAGGUUGCUUUCCAAGAUGUUUUCAUUUUUUUAUUUUUAUUUUUUUCCAUUAGCUACCAUCUUUUAGGAUGGAAAAAAAAUCAUCUCAGCUGUGCUAAGAACUACAUAAAGAAUAAAACUACUGCUUGGCUAUUAUUUUUGUGAAUUGCAUGGAUGCAUGUACAACUAAAUCUACAAUUCACAUUUUCAGAACACCUCUCAUGUAUUUAGGAACAAAUCAUUGCGGAAGUAUAAAAGGAGAAUUUUCUUGCUAUGUUAUUCUUAAGCAUGGGUCCUUGUCAGCCUGUGAAGUUUGCAGUGCUUGGUUACAUGCAUGAGGUCUGACUCAUGUCACAUCAGCGUACCAGUUUUAUUGUUGUAUGGCUGCACUAACAGUAUGCCUAUGCCUAAUUUAUAUCAACAUGCAGCGAGAAUCAAAUCUCACUUUAAAUCAAGUACCAGGCAGAAUACUAAGUGGUGAGAUCAUGUGGAUUACAUUUCAAAGUAUAAGAAAGCCUUAUAUUGUGCUUUGAGUAUGCUGCUGUAAAUUGAUGGCUUGACAUAAGAUCUGCAGGUAUGUUUAUGUAUAAGUUUGGUUAUGGCUCUACCAAGAAAGUUCAUAUGUUAAUUUAACAUCAACAUUUGUACCUACUUUUCUGAAUGUAAAAUGUUAGCCAAUGAGAUAAUAACAAAAAUAUCAAUCUUUAUUACUAUUUGCUGACUUGGACUUACACCAAGCUGUUUCUGAAAGCAAGAUCACAAAUGUUUAUUGCAUCUCAGGAGACUGUUAGUGCCUUUGCAGGUUCAAAGUUGCUAGCUUUGCUCAUAAUUUAAGUGUAACAUGAAAUGUCAUUUUUGUAAGCUAACAAAAUAAAUUAUUUUUCCAAGCAGCA
Molecule: messenger RNA, 12829 nt
Organism: Anas platyrhynchos (mallard)
Lineage: Eukaryota; Metazoa; Chordata; Aves; Anseriformes; Anatidae
Gene: CEP128
Product: centrosomal protein 128
Cellular component (GO): centriole; spindle pole
Source: RefSeq, a predicted model, not a curated record